Messenger RNA from Anneissia japonica, 443 nucleotides. RefSeq names its product 60S ribosomal protein L37a-like. Gene Ontology annotation, biological process: translation. The transcript has 4 exons. Gene Ontology annotation, molecular function: structural constituent of ribosome. Lineage: Eukaryota; Metazoa; Echinodermata; Crinoidea; Comatulida; Comatulidae. Gene Ontology annotation, cellular component: ribosome. The record is from RefSeq and is a predicted model, not a curated record. Bases 38 to 316 code for a protein of 92 amino acids.
AUUUGAACUUCCUCUCUGCCUUCGCUGAAAAACCAAAAUGGCUAAACGUACCAAGAAGGUCGGUAUCGUAGGCAAGUAUGGUACUCGUUAUGGUGCAUCCCUACGUAAGAUGGUCAAGAAAAUUGAAAUUUCACAGCACGGAAAGUACACAUGUGUAUUUUGUGGGAAAGAAGCCAUGAAAAGGAAGUGCGUUGGCAUUUGGCACUGCAAGUCCUGUAGGAGAACAGUAGCUGGUGGUGCUUGGAAUUACAGUACAACUGCAGCUGCUACAGUAAGGAGUGCCAUUAGACGUCUGAAGGAAAUCAAGGAAUUGUAAAUUAAUAUUACUGUUGGAUCGGCUUUAUCUUUAUUAUUUACCUGACCUCAAAGAACUAUAAACAACAUGUUUUGAAAGAACAGUGCCAUGACUAAUAAAUGUGAACAAACCACAAAACAGCGACUAA